This is a messenger RNA of Xiphias gladius (swordfish), 1356 nucleotides long. RefSeq names its product 5-hydroxytryptamine receptor 3A-like. NCBI's taxonomy places the organism in Eukaryota, Metazoa, Chordata, Actinopteri, Istiophoriformes, Xiphiidae. Gene Ontology annotation, molecular function: neurotransmitter receptor activity; transmembrane signaling receptor activity; extracellular ligand-gated monoatomic ion channel activity. The transcript is spliced from 9 exons. The annotation marks the transcript as partial. The record is from RefSeq and is a predicted model, not a curated record. Gene Ontology annotation, cellular component: membrane; synapse; neuron projection. Gene Ontology annotation, biological process: monoatomic ion transmembrane transport; regulation of membrane potential; signal transduction.
CAUGGCAUCUGAGGAUACUACACUGAGGCUCCGUGCUGUGCCAUCCAGGUGAAAUGCUCUCAGCCAAACCCAGCUGCCCUGCUGGAAGCUCUGACUCCAGUCCUAAACCUGAGCGCCAUACGACCCGUCAUCAACAUGACAACCUGCACCAACAUCAGCACCUUCUUCACCUUGUAUGGAAUACUAGGAGUGGAUGAAAAGUCUCAACUCUUGAUCACUUACCUUUGGCUAAAUUAUUGGUGGCAGAACGAGUUUGUCCAAUGGGAUCCAAUCCAGUGCGGCACCCACAAGAUUGCUCUCCCCAGAGACCGAUUUUGGAUACCAGAUAUUGUAAUCAAUGAAUUUAUGGAUGAAAACACAGCCCCACAUGUCCCGUAUCUGAACAUUUAUAGCUAUGGUAAAGUGUACGAUGCUAAACCGGCCAAAGUUGUCAGCUCCUGUAACCUGGACAUCUACACCUUCCCCUUUGACAUACAGAACUGCACUUUGACUUUCAACUCCUACAUCCACUUUGCAACAGACAUAAAGAUUUUCCUGGGCAAACCUGUAGAUCAAAUCACAAAUGACUCCAAGAGGGUUAUGACCACAAUGGGGGAGUGGGAGCUGCUGGAUAUCACCUCCCACAAAUACAGCAUAGACCCUGAUGAUGGUGGUUACAUUGAUACGCUUGUAUUUAAUAUCAGAGUGAGGCGUCGGGCCACCAUGUAUGUGGUGAACCUGCUGAUCCCCAGCUGCUUCCUAAUCACAGUGGACCUGUUCAGCUUCCUGCUGCCUCCCCAGAAUGUGGACCGGUCCUCCUUCAAGAUGACCCUCAUCCUGGGCUACACCGUCUUCCUGCUCAUCAUGAACGACCUGCUGCCUAUCACUGGAAACACCAUACCUCUCAUAAAUGUGUUCUUCUCUCUCUGCCUGGCUCUGAUGGUGGCCAGUCUAUUGGAGACUAUCCUCAUCACCAACCUGCUCUGUGGCUCUUCCAACUUCUCUCCCGUCCCUUAUUGGAUCAAAGUGCUCGUUCUGCAGAUUCUGGGCUGUCUUGUUUGCCUGCCUCGGAAGGGUAACGAUUCAGACAUGGAGCCAAGUGCAGUGGUGGCACAGAGUAAAGCUGAUCAGGACCCUCCGGAGGAGAGGGGGCCAGUGGUGGAGAACAAAGCCAUGCAGGAGCUGCAGAGCCUGGGCAGGGACCUCCGGGCCCUCCACCUCCAGGUGGAGCGGCAGCUUUCUGGAAGCCAAAGCUCGGAGGAGUGGAUCCAGGUGGGUUUCAUCAUAGACCGCCUGCUGUUUGGCCUCUACAUCCUCUUCAUAUCAGUCAGCUUCAUUACCAUCAUCAUUAUCUGGGUGAACUCAUACAAUCAGUAG